AUAUUGUCGUAAACGCAUUCUAUUAUUUAGCUUUACGAUAUGACAUAACUUUCACUAAAAUUACUAAACUAAAUCAUAAAAACUCGAAUUGUUUACAUUGGACUAGUAGUGGUCACUAAAUUACUUGUCGCAUAACAACCGGCGUCGCGCAGCCUCGGCCUGAAAGUUGGGGACAAAAUUCAAUAACGAAUUGGCCAUUUUAUUGAUGGCCGGGGGGAGGCUGGGUGGAGACAGUCGGUCGGUGGCCAGAACUGAAAAUGGGGGUGCAUCAAACAGUCCGCCAUUAGUUUCCCAGCACACUGGGGCGUGGGCGUCGGGGGUGUGGCGCGGGGCGUGGGGGUCCCCGUGCCGCCCCCCGGCGACCUACUCGCCACUAUAUCCAUGUUUGAACAACAAAUCAAAGCUGAACCUAUGAGUUUCUACACAUCUCAUCAACAUGUUCACUCCGGGCCCCCAACAAUAGUCCGAUCAGAUUCCAACCAUGCUAUCAUCAAUAUGAAUCAACAUCACCCCAUACACCAAGAAGAUUCUAAAGACAGCCUGAUAGUACAACAUCAAGUACAACACCAGCAAGAACUUAUGGAACAACAUCAACAACAAGAAAUGCAGCAACAAGAUGAUGAUUUAAGCUUCAAAGGAAUGGAGGAUGAAGGUGUAGAAAUGGAUAUGGAUGGGCGACAAUGUUCUCAGGGUAUGGGGGUAGAUAUGGGUUCAGUUCAAACUAAAAUGGAGGUUGCAAAUGGCCAAGGAGCACCGCGAUCAAAGCCUCAAGCCUGUAAGGUUUGUGGAAAAGUACUAUCAUCAGCAUCAUCUUAUUAUGUCCACAUGAAACUGCAUUCUGGCAAUAAACCAUUUCAAUGUACUGUUUGUGAUGCAGCGUUCUGCCGCAAGCCAUAUUUAGAAGUACACAUGCGUACACACACGGGGGAGAGACCGUUCCAGUGCGAUUUAUGUCUUAAGCGAUUCACACAAAAAUCCAGCCUUAAUACGCACAAGCGCGUUCACACAGAUGAGCACAUGCGCGCGUUGAUGGUGAAGGAGCGGCCCUACAAGUGUGAACUCUGUCAGAUGCGGUUCACGCAGAGCUCCAGCCUCAACAGACACAAGAAAAUACACACGGAGGAACACAAACGCGCGCUGCUGGCCAAGGAACGGCCCUACCAAUGCAACAUCUGCUUUGUGAGAUUCACCCAGAAAUCGAGUUUGGGCCGGCACGGAAAAAUACAUACCGAGGAGCACAGACGAGCCCUGUUAGAGAAAGUGCGGCCGUACCAGUGCCACAUCUGUUUUAUGCGCUUCACUCAGAAGUCCAGCCUGGGCCGACAUGGGAAAAUACACACUGAGGAGCACAUCCAAUCGCUGAUCAACAAAGUGCGCCCCUAUCAAUGCGACAUCUGUGACAAGCGGUUCACUCAGAAGUCCAGCCUUGGCACCCAUAAACGUAUACAUACUGGGGAGCGGCCGUUCCAGUGCACCGUCUGCCUCAAGUCCUUCACGCAGAAGUGCGCGCUCAAUUUGCACGAAAAAAUACAUACGGUGCAAGGGCGUCCUUUCACGUGCGGGCAAUGCCCGGCGGCGUUCGCCCGCCGCCCCUACCUGGACAUUCACAUGCGCACGCAUACAGGCGAGCGGCCCUAUCAGUGCGACGCGUGUCUGAAGCGCUUCACGCAGAAGUCCAGCCUCAAUAUACAUAAGAGGACACACACAGUCCAGGGCAGACCGUUCCAGUGCCUGUCGUGCCCCGCCGCCUUCACCUGCAAGCAAUACCUGGAGAUACACACGCGCACCCACACCGGCGAGCGUCCCUAUCAAUGUGACAUCUGCCUGAAGCGCUUCACACAGAAAUCCAGUCUCAACAUACACAAGCGGACGCACUCAGUGCAGGGGCGGCCGUUCCAGUGCUUGCAGUGCCCGGCUGCCUUCACCUGCAAGCAGUACCUCGAGAUACACAACCGCACCCACACCGGCGAGCGGCCUUACCAGUGUGACGUAUGCCUCAAGAGAUUCGCGCAAAAAUCUACACUCAAUAUACACAAACGAACGCACACAGUGCAAGGGCGGCCGUAUCAGUGCAUGGAGUGCCCGGCGGCGUUCACUUGCAAGCCUUACCUGGAGAUACACAUGCGCACGCACACAGGCGAGCGGCCGUUCGAGUGCGAUGUCUGUUACAAACGCUUCACGCAGAAGUCGACACUCAAUAUUCACAAGCGAAUACAUACCGGUGAACGUCCAUACGCUUGUGAUAUUUGUCAAAAACGAUUCGCCGUAAAGAGUUAUGUAACUGCUCAUAGAUGGUCUCACGUGGCGGAUAAGCCGCUGAAUUGCGACCGGUGCUCAAUGACGUUCACCUCAAAGUCGCAGUUUGCGCUGCACAUCCGUACCCAUUCUGCUGGUUCCUGUUAUGAAUGCAGUGUCUGCGGCCGGACAUUUGUCAGGGACAGCUAUCUAAUAAGACAUCACAACCGCGUGCACCGUGAGAACCACAGUAACGUGUCGGCGAAUAGUAUUGGGACGAUUAACAGUGUGGCCACCAAUACGAACAACUCGAAUAACAGCAACUUCGAAACGCCGGGCGUUUGUGACUUAAGUUUUGUACCACAGAUGGUGAAUCGUUAUAUGACCUCUCAAGGUACACAGGUGUCAAUGCAAGACACUCAAAGCAAAAUGUCAGCAAUGUCGCCCCAGUCUAUCGCUUCAAUAUCAUCGCCCCCUCCCCCUCACACUCCUACACCACAGCCCCAGAUGUCAGGACAAAUGCAUCUUGCGGACUGAUCGCCAAUAUAGCUCUCGGUUGACUAGCGAGCAGCCAGAGUGCAAUAUUUAAAGUUUGGCAGCCAUCAACAAGAGCAGCUAUUUACAAGUUAUUAAUGAAAUAAUAUACAAAAGAAAAAGGAGACCGUUGGCUCCUUACUAUGAAUGGUCAGCAUGGACUAAUGCACAGAUUAUAUUUUAUUUGGAAUUAUUUAUUUAUAUCUACUGUUGAGUUAGUCGGGCGUGACACGAGCGGCGAGCGUCGUACGCCGUGCGUCGAACGCGAGCGAUAGAUGGAGGCAGCCGUAUGUAUGCAGGGAAAUGAAGGAUGAGCAUCGAGUUGGUUUCGUUCCGCUUGUGGAAUCCCUCGGUAACAUCAGGUGGACAUCACAAUAGAGAGGAGGAUGUAGUGAGUAGUCAAGUAGCGGUACCGCCUAUGAUAUGCAUUGUGAUUUUUACCCACAACUGUGAUUUAUCUAUACCAUCACAUAAUUAUAUUAAUUGACGUGGUGGCGUUCAUAAAUCAAUACUUAAACUCUCAUCAUUUUAGAUUGUAGGCCUAAAAUUUUUGAUCUCAUAUUCUAAUUUGCUUAGUGAUAACUUUGGAAUCGUGAAUGGUAAAUCUCCAACUAUGAAAUUCUAAAUUGAAUGUUCAUAACUCGCUUGUCAUACACAUUCUCAUUAGUGGUAGUGUAAUGUAACAAUAUCUUAUUGCGAUGCUUUAACUUAGAAUGUGUCAGUGUAUAAUUAUGGAGUUCAGUAAUUUUAUAGAACUGUUACCAAUGAGAGGUAAAGUAUUUUGAUCGCUGAGAAAUUUUAAAGGACUCUAACCUCAAGAUUAAUCCAUAAGAAUGCUUUAAAUAUUCAGGUUCAUAUAAAAUAAAUAAUAAUAAAUAAGUACAAAUAAACCCAUAAUUUGCAGAGUCCUGAGAGGCAAUAUCGAAAGCUUCACAAAAUUAAUAAUCUUUAAUAUGAUGUUUAUUGGAGAAAUCCAGAGAAGUGCCUGUUGCAACAUAAAAUUGGCAAUAUUUUUUAAUCGUAUUGCGUUCAGAAUAAAAUUAUGUUCAGUGUUCAAUGUGUGUGGCCAACGGCCGGCCGCAGGCAAUAAGUGAGGACUGCGCGAGCGUUCGAUUAUAGUCCGCGCGGUCGCACACAGCGUAUCAUUUGUGAAGCUUCUUACUAAAACUUUGUGUGCCUUCUAGCGGAUAGCGACAUUAGGCAAUAUCAAUCAUAACACCAUUGAAAUCUUCAUUAUUUUUUCUAAUUUCCGAUAUAAUUGUUCAUGUUAGUGUACUCUCAUGUAAAACAUCGUAUAAUACAGUAUAUAAUGAUUACCAUUUCAGAUAUUGCAGUUUGCGUUCUAAACUUAUUUUUGUGGAAUGCAAACUGUUAUCUCUUUUUACUGUUUUCGAAUAAUAGUAAUUAUGAAUAGUGAUAUAGUGCAGUAGUCUUCCAAUACCUGAGACAGAGUUGUAUGUGCACUGUGGAGUGCAGCUAAUGUGUCCGCUGCGGGGGUUCCUUAUGGUUUGCCAUUAUUGAUAUCAAAGAUAGAUUGGUGCCAUUUCUAUGUAAUGAUGUGGUAGAGUAAGUUUAAUUAAGUCUGCAGGUCAGGGUAGCUUGGAAAUAAAAUAUUGUAAGGGAAACGUCUUCGCAUUAUAUGUUACGAUUGAUAUCGUAUGAUUACUGACAUUUUAGGUUUCAGUUCUAUUAUAUUUUUAUUCGCGUAUGAGUCUUUACAAAUCGUACAUUAUUUUAUUUCCAUAUUGUGUGUGUCCAUGUGCUGGGUCAGGAAUUGUAAAUAUUGGUAGGGUUUAUUUAUUCAAGUAUAUAUAUCAAAAAGAGAAUACAAUUCAAUAUUAUAUAGGAAUGUUUAUUAUGUUUUGUAGAAUGGUCUCGCUCUACAAUUUAAUAAUAAAGAUAUCGAACUGAGAAAGAACAUAAUUGGAAUAAAUGUUAGAGUAUUUAGUACAGAACUAUACUUUGGGUACUAUGUACUAUAAAAAAAAUCUAAAUUUCCUUGUAGAUGUACAUACGUAUACAUAUAAUAAUAUAUACAUAUGAAUGUUGUUUGAUAGUCCUCAAUAUUUUUUUAUAUUUUGAUAGUUCUGUAUUUGAAAGAAACACGAAAAAAUAGGCCAAUGUCUCAUUUAUCAUUUUAAAUUAAUAAAUAAAAAUAUGUACACGAUAUUUUAAGAUAAAUAAUAUGACGGAUGCAUUUAGUUGCCCAGAGAAGUUAGAAGUUAAUAUCUUUACGCGUUUUUUUCAAAUUCUUAAAUUUUAGUAAGUUUCUUACCAAGCCAUUGAUAACAGUAUUAUUUAGACAAACUAGAACUUGGGUUUAACAAGUAGUAUAAAUCUUUCAGCUACCAUUAUGAAAAAAUUAUCACCAUAAAAUUUUUAAAACCAUAGUUUAUCAAUAGUUUGUAACAACAUUGGUAAGCACCACUUUACAGGUGCUUUCAGUGCUGAUACCAUGUAUUAUCCAUAGAUAUUAUGAAUGAAAAUAGAAACACCAACAUAGUGAACUAGGUACAUAUAUAAAAUAUAUGAUUAUAUAUCACCACUAAACUUCUCGAUGGUACGACAAGGAUGAUUGUUUCUUUAUUGAUCUAGAUUAGUAAUAUAUUUUUGUUAUUAUAUGUUCACUGUCUUUAUUAUUGUUUAUCCUUAUUUAGUUACUUAUUCUAUCGUUACUCCAUCCUUGUCGAGUAUAACGAGAAGCUAGAGGUGCAAAUUUUACUGUUUAACGAAAUAUAUUCAGAUAUUUAUCAUCAUUUAGCCUAGUUCAGGUUCCAUGACUUUCGUAAUGUACUGAUGACUAAUACAAAUAUAUUUCUUAAACAGUUUGAAUAUAUUAUAACAAUGAAGAAUCACAAGUUGUAAAUGUGUCCACUAAUGCGAGUUUUUUUAAACUGUAUACUACUACGAAUAAUUAGUGGACUUGUAAUUUGUGCGUCUUCGCUGUCCCAACUAUUUUACAUACCGAUGUUAGUUAACUAUAUUUAGAAUGUAAUACUGAGCCAUUUCAAUUUACGUAAUCAAAAAAAAAAUGGUAAAAAAUUGUAUUUUCCCAUUGUCUACUUAUUUUUCAACUGUAGAAAAGACUGAAUUACUUUAUACGAAAGGAAUUCACAACGUUACAACAAGAAUACUCAAAAGAAUUAUUGGCAUUUUAAGGUUUUGUUAAUUAGGUAUGUUGUUUUACAUCGUAGCGGUUGUGGUGACGGACCAACCAUGUUUUGUAUGCAGUCUUCUAAAUUUUGUUAAAGAAAUCAUACAUAUCCUUACCGGUGAAUGUAAAUGUAUACUACUCCCGCGUGGUGGCCGCGGUGGGCCAAGGUGAGCGGAGGACGACUGCUAGUCUACGGGGCGCGGAGUGUGCGCCGCCGACAGUUACACUAGAUCGUUCGAUCUUGAUAGUUUUAUGAGCAAAUAACAGUGAGCCUUGUGUAAUCAUAAUGUCUAAGGUACAUAAAUAUUUAGUUAUAUUGUAUCGUUAGAUUUACGCGAACUUCCGCUUUGCCAACAUUAUUGCGUUGCUUACAUUAUAAUCAUACGAGAGUACAGCCUAAGGAUUUUAACUUUUUUUAUAUACUGAGAGCUAUUUCUAAGUCACUGAUUUUAUACGAUUUGUAUUAAGCUAACCAAAUUAUAUUACUGGCUAUGAGCCAAAUAAUUAACCAAAUUUUGGAGUUAUUUACAUCCUUUUAUGUAAUUACUAAUUUUUUAUUAAAAAUCAAUAAGCAAAAAUCAUGGCAUGAUGAUAUUUGAUACGGUCAUUUAGUUAUAGCUCUUCAGAGUUUUAAUGACCAAUAUUUUAAAUACAACUGUUUUUCUUUUAUUGUUAAAAUUUUUAGGCUAGUUUAUAUUUUAAAUAAGUUAGAUUUGUUAAUUGUGGUGUAUUAAAUUGCACGUGAGUAUAACUCUUACAGCCUCCUUUACUAAAUAAGUAAUGUUUAGUUGUUUUUAUAGUCUGAAAUGAUUGUGAUAAAAAUAUUAUUAUUAUUGGUUUGUUUAUCUUAUAAUAAAAAAUCUUAUUAUUGUUUAUUGUUGAUAUUUUUGAGUAUACAACUUGAGCAGAGAGUGGUAUGGUUAGGUAGAGAUAGAGGCUGUAAGAGUGUUUAUGUAGUCAGCAUUAUGUAUAUGCUUUAAUGUGAUUUUUUAAAUGUACUCUUAAUUAUAGUAUCAUCAAUCAAUAUAAUUAGCGAACUAACAAAACGUUUCUAAUUUUUUUUUUUCAAUUUAUAGUGAUUUAUAUUGAGAUCAAAAUAAAUACAGAGUUUAUUUAAUUUUAUGGAAUAUUUACAUUGUAAAAUUAUUCUUUAGUGCUCAUUUGCAGAGCCCUAAUAAAAAAAAAGAAACUAUGUGAAUGCAAAUAACAAGUCACGAUUCUUUUAGAAGUCGCCAUGUAGUGGAGAAAAAUAAACGUGCCAUGAUAUUUGUGGCUA
This is a messenger RNA of Galleria mellonella (greater wax moth), 7199 nucleotides long. Its product is annotated as zinc finger protein ZFP2-like. The transcript has 22 exons. The record is from RefSeq and is a predicted model, not a curated record. Gene Ontology annotation, cellular component: nucleus. Gene Ontology annotation, biological process: regulation of transcription by RNA polymerase II. Lineage: Eukaryota; Metazoa; Arthropoda; Insecta; Lepidoptera; Pyralidae. Gene Ontology annotation, molecular function: RNA polymerase II cis-regulatory region sequence-specific DNA binding; DNA-binding transcription activator activity, RNA polymerase II-specific. The coding region runs from base 382 to 2772 and encodes 796 amino acids.